AUAGUCAAGCUUUGUUCCAAUUCCAAAACCAAAAAUUAUGCAUAGAUUAGCAUUAUUUUUAUCUGCUACUCUGUCUAAAACCCUUAAGUAGAAAGAAAUAAAGGAUUUACUAAAACUAAUAAAUUUCCAAUCUGCCGAUCCAUCAAUUUUAAUGAGACUGUUUCGAAUUCCGAAUCGUCUUGUCACGGGGUGAAUUCGUAAAAUUUUAGAUUAACAUUUAAGUUUUUUUUGUUAACUGUGUGAUAUUAUAUUAAACAAAUAGGAUAUUUAGUGGAGGUAGGAUCUACGGAUUCCCAUAAUCUGUUGUGAAUAUAAUAAUUCGAUUUUAUUUAAGCAAUAAAUAUGAGCGCAACUAAUUCUAGAAGACGAAAUUCUCGUGUGCGAAACAUUCAAGGUUCCACAGCUAAUGUGACGUCUACUGCUGAAGAUUUGUCUACAUCUAAAGCUUUAGUUAUAGUUGCCAUAAUAUUUGUAUCGUCACUGCUAGCUUUGGGGCUGUUAUACAGACAAUUUCCAGAUUUGGAAGAGCAUGAGAAGCAACAUUUGCACUUACCAUGGGACCUUGAAGAUGCUAAACACUUAGGUUUAGUGCUAGACCAAUAUAAGGAAAAAUAUUUUUAUGAAGUUUUAUUUGGAGUCUUCCUAGUUUACAUUUUUUUGCAAACAUUUGCAAUACCUGGAUCUAUUUUUCUAAGUAUUCUUUCAGGGUUCUUGUUCCCAUUUUAUUUAGCAUUACUUUUAGUUUGCUGCUGUUCAGCCAUUGGUGCAAGUUUAUGUUUCUUCCUGUCAAACCUGCUUGGAAAGAAACUAGUGAAGAAGUUUUUCCCAGAGAGGGCUGCACAGUGGUCUAAGGCAGUCACAAAGCACAGAAAUAAUUUGCUCAACUAUAUAAUUUUUAUGAGAGUGACUCCUUUUUUACCAAACUGGUUUAUUAAUAUGUCAGCACCUGUAAUUGGAGUGCCAUUAGUACCAUUUGCUUUAGGAACAUUCAUUGGUGUAGCACCACCAUCUUUUGUGGCUAUCCAGGCUGGACAAACUCUGCACACAUUGACGUCCACAAGUGAUGCCUGGUCAUGGACUUCAGUCACAGUCCUCAGUGUAUUCGCACUUGUCUCAUUAGUACCAGUAUUCCUCAAAGAAAAGUUGAAAGAAAAGUUUGAAUGAAUGCAUUAGUUGAUUUUUAGUUAAUUUUAUUUAUUUAUUUAAUGAAUGAAUUGGUGUUUUGUACAUUCCAUUCUUGUGUUUUAUUUGUAUUGUGAAGCCAUUGUCAGCAGUAUGACCCAACAUGUGCAAUGAAAGUGUUGUUUCCCAUAGAGUGCUGGACUGUAGGUCUCCAGUACCACCAAUUGUACCAAACUGAAAUAAAGUUACAUUUUUAUUAGGUCUUUUUCUCAA
Molecule: messenger RNA, 1395 nt
Organism: Helicoverpa zea (corn earworm)
Lineage: Eukaryota; Metazoa; Arthropoda; Insecta; Lepidoptera; Noctuidae
Gene: stas
Product: transmembrane protein 41 homolog
Exons: 5
Coding region: 343-1164 (273 amino acids)
Cellular component (GO): endoplasmic reticulum membrane
Source: RefSeq, a predicted model, not a curated record